Chanos chanos (milkfish) is the source of this 2384-nucleotide messenger RNA. It is a transcript of the gene rbm28, whose product is annotated as RNA binding motif protein 28. Gene Ontology annotation, cellular component: nucleolus. Lineage: Eukaryota; Metazoa; Chordata; Actinopteri; Gonorynchiformes; Chanidae. The transcript is spliced from 19 exons. Gene Ontology annotation, molecular function: mRNA binding. The coding region runs from base 82 to 2361 and encodes 759 amino acids. The record is from RefSeq and is a predicted model, not a curated record.
UGGUGAAAUUCGUUUAUACCGAUUUGACAACCAACGUUACAGACUCGAAACAAUACACUGUUAUGUGACAAAAGACACAUCAUGUCUGCAUUAACAUUAUUUGUCCGGAAUUUACCGUCAACUGCCUCCAACGGUCGUCUGGAAGAGAUAUUCUCUGAAGUUGGUCCAGUCAAACACUGUUUUGUGGUCAAAGAAAAAGGCUCAGAGACGAGCCGCGGAAUAGGCUAUGUCACGUUCUCAAUGUCCGAAGAUGCGCAGCGAGCCCUGCAGCAAAUCAAAGAGUACGACGGGCAGAAAAUCACCGUGAUGGUGGCAAAGAAAAAGCUCCAAGACAAGAAGAAAGGAGCCUCCAAGGAAUCAGCUGUUCGCAAAGCUCCCGCAGCAGAAACGCAAAGUGAUAAAAAGGCAAAAGCACUGAGAAAGAACAAACUGAAGGCUAGACUGAUCAUCCGAAAUCUCAGUUUUCAAUGUUCUGCGGCAGAUUUGAAGGAAAUUUACUCCAAAUUUGGGACAGUCCUUGAGGUUAACAUUCCUCUGAAACCAGAUGGUAAAAAGCGAGGGUUUGCUUUUGUCCAGUUUAAGAAUAUGCCAGAAGCAGGGAAGGCCCUAAAUGAAACAAACCUUAAAGAAAUUAAAGGGAGAAAGGUUGCUGUGGACUGGGCUGUCGCUAAGGACAAGUUUGUUGCUUCACAGCAAGCCUCAGUGAUUAAGAAAGAGGAGGCUAAAAAAGAGGAGGAAGAUGAAGAUGAGGGCAAACCACCAGAGAAAAGGUCCAAAACAGCGCUGCAGCAGCAGAGUGACUCGGAGGCAGAGAGUUCUCCGUCAGAGGAAGAGGAUGAUGACGAUGACGAUGAUAAUAAUGACGAUGACGAUGACGAUGAUGAUGAGAGGCAACACAGUGAUGCAUCUGAUGAAGAUGAUGAUGAGGAUGAUGAUGAAGACGAAGAUGAUGAAGACGAAGAUGACGAUGAUGAUGAUGAUGAUGAUGAUGAUGAAAAUGCUCAGCCUAAGAAGAGAAAGGCUCCUCCCCCAUCAGAUGUGGACCAGGGAAAAACAGUCUUCAUCAGGAACCUGUCGUUUGACACAGAAGAGGAGGGGUUAGAGGAAGCUCUGCAGCAGUUUGGAGAACUACAUUAUGUUCGGAUUGUUCUUCAUCCCCACCUGGAACAUUCUAAAGGCUGUGCCUUUGCUAAGUUUAAGUCUAAAGAGGCAGCAGAGAAGUGCAUAGCUGCAGCAGCACAAGACGACUCUGAGGCUGGGGGUCUGAAAUUGGACGGCCGGAAGCUGAACGUCGUUGCCGCGGUGAGCAGAGAGGACGCCACCAAGCUGAAGAAAAAAAAAGUGAAGACACACACGGGCACAAGGAACCUGUACCUGGCCAGAGAGGGCUUGAUUCGUGCUGGAACGACGGCAGCAGAAGGGGUCUCUGAGGCAGACAUGGCCAAGAGGGCUCGGUUUGAGGAGCUGAAGAGACAGAAACUGAAGGACAUUAACGUGUUUGUGUCUAAAACACGCCUGUGUGUUCAUAACCUGCCCAAGAGUCUGGACCAGAAAAAGCUCCGCAAACUCUGCCUCAAAGCCGCCGGGGGUGGGAAAGGCGCUCGCAUCAAGGAGUGCCGUGUCAUGUAUGACCAGAAGCCGGUGAAAGGUCAGGUGAUGGGGCGGUCACUCGGAUACGGUUUUGUUGAGUAUCAGGAGCACGAUCAUGCCCUCCAAGCCCUUCGUCACCUCAACAACAACCCCGACAUAUUCGGCCCAAGCAAGAGACCGAUCGUGGAGUUCUCUCUAGAGGAUGGACGGAAGCUAAAGAUGAAGGCAAUGAGACAGCAGAGGAGCAUGAUGAUUAAGCGUAAAGGUGGGACCAAAGACGGAGAAGCUGGUAAACAACAACAGAAUCAGAAGAAUUUUAGGAAAGAAAAGGGCUCGCCACGGAAACGCCCGGCACAGGAGGGAGUUGUGGGUAAUGUAGUCCCACAAAAAUGGACAGAGCAGGCUCACCACUCAGGCUUCAAGACGAAACCGGAGGUGGAACAUGUGGAGAUGGAGGACGGCAAAAAACGACAGAAAGUUCUGCCUUUGCCCUCACACAGAGGGCCCAAGAUCAGGAAAAGAGAUAAAGGAAAACAGCCGGCUGUUCAACCAAAGAAGAAGAUGAAGCAGAAUCAUCUGAGCAGGAAAGAGAGGAAGAUGUCUCUGGAGAAGCCAAACCAGAACCCGAAACAGAGUGGCAGACCGACAAAGGGGAAACGCAGAGAUAAAGAUCGGUUUGACAGCCUGGUGGAGCAGUACAAGAGGAAACUCACAGGCUCCUCAACUUCUCAAGGAGGUGCACUCAUAAAAAAGAGCAAAUGGUUCAGCUGAAAGUGUGUGUGUAAGUGUGUAAG